AUAACGUUCCGCUACAUCACGAGAGCGGCGGUUGUGGUUUGGAGGCGUGUGCGCAGUAUCAUAACACGAAAGACCAGUCUGUUACCGCAAGCCACUGGGAGCACAUUCUCCAUGUCUCAAUGAAAAGUGCAGCCAUCAAUCGCGUGUGAUAACCAGUGUUUCUAGUGAUAAGUAACAGACUCAUCAUGGAACUACAAAAUCACAAGGAGGAAAAUGGGGUUGAAAUAGCUGACUCAGCACCAACACAAGACCUUAUCCAGAAGGCGACAGGUUCCUUUGGCAAAUAUCAAUUAUGUCUUUGUUUAUUGAUAUUCUUAUCGAAAUUCCCGGUAGCAUUUCAUCAGAUGGCCAUUAUAUUCCUGUCUCCGAAAGUGGAGUAUACCUGUAAGAACAGCAAUCUCACGUGUCCAUGUUCUGAACCGGAGUAUGACACCUCAAUAUUUACGAAUACAAUAAGCAUGGAAUGGGAUUUAAUAUGCGACAGAAAAUGGCUGACCAGUUUUACACAAACAUUGUUCCAAUUGGGAACGCUAGUGGGCAGUGUAAGCUUUGGAAUGGCUUCCGAUAGAUUUGGAAGAAAAAAACCUCUAUUAGUGGCAGUGGUAAUACAAGUCUCUAUGGGAAUAACUGCUGCCUAUAUUCCUGAGUUUUGGACGUUCACCUUCAUCCGCUUCCUGGUUGGGAUGUCGGUUGGCGGAACAAUGGUUACGGGAUUUGUAAUCAUCAUGGAGUUCGUUGGCACAAAAUAUCGGGACAUUAUUUCGGCCCUUUAUCAGACGCCUUUCAACUUAGGCCACAUGUUGCUACCAGUGUUUGGAUACUUCUUGAGGGAUUACACGAAGUUUCAAUUUGCAAUUUCAUUGCCAACAAUAAUCUUACUGUCCUACUUCUUCUUGGUGCCUGAAACUGCGCGGUGGUUGAUAGCCGUAAAGAGAACCGAUGAGGCAAUUCUUGUUUUGGAACGAGUAGCUAAAGUAAACAAUCGUCCAACAGAAAAUAUCCGAAGGGAUGUGGAAUUAUAUCAAGAAUCAGUGGAGAAGAGUCAACUUAAAAAAGGCAGUAUACUGGAUCUAUUCAGAACUCCCAAUCUGAGAAAAAAUAUUGCUGCAAUGUCAUUUAAUUGGUUAACGUGCAGCUAUUGUUUUUACGGUGUAUCUCAAUACGUAGGACAAUUAAGUGGGAACGUGUUCGUUAAUGUCGCAGCCAGUGCCAGUGUUACGUUACUUGGCACUCUUGUGUCUAUUCCUUUGAUGAAAUUAAUAGGCAGGAAAACGAUUCUAAUAAUAUUUAACUUCAUAUGUGCCUUGUGUUUGUUUAUAUUAGCGGUUGUUCCAGAAGGGAGUGUAGCAACAGUUAUAUUGGCAAGUGUAGGAGUAGUAGCUAGUUUUAUUAAUUUUGUGGUAGUUUAUUUGUAUUGCACUGAAUUAUUCCCGACAGUAGUCCGUAAUGCGGCUAUAGGAUUCUCGUCAAUGAUGGCACGAGUGGGUUCCAUGUUGGCGCCUUUUGUUAUAGGAAUGAAGGAUGUUGCGGAAUGGAUGCCCCCAGUGGCUUUCGCAGUAUUCCCUCUUGUAGCCGCAUUUAUUACGUUCGUUCUCCCUGAAACGAAAGGGUGUGAACUAAUGACUACGAUAGAGGAAGGAGAGCAAUUCGGUAAAAAGAAAAAAAUACGUGAUAAUAAAGACUUAGUACCUAAUAAGCAACAUUAGGUAGAUAAUUUUGUAAAUAUAGAUUUUAAUUUAGUAA
Maniola jurtina (meadow brown) is the source of this 1743-nucleotide messenger RNA. Its product is annotated as organic cation transporter-like protein. NCBI's taxonomy places the organism in Eukaryota, Metazoa, Arthropoda, Insecta, Lepidoptera, Nymphalidae. Gene Ontology annotation, cellular component: membrane. Gene Ontology annotation, molecular function: transmembrane transporter activity. The record is from RefSeq and is a predicted model, not a curated record. The transcript is spliced from 4 exons. The coding region runs from base 186 to 1706 and encodes 506 amino acids. Gene Ontology annotation, biological process: transmembrane transport.